AUGUCGGCGCGCUUCUUCUUCAGCACCUACGAGUAUGGCGACAAUUCAACAAAGCCCCCUGGCGAUGGGCUGUACGAUCUUCGUCACCAAGAACAGAGAAACCUUAUCCAGCAACUGAUAAUAUCCGCCCUCCUUGGAAUCGGGGCCUUCUCGACCUUUUGCCUUCUGCGACCGAAAUGGCCGCACUUCUACUAUGCGCGCAAAAUCAGAAUGCGGAAUGCAUCGUUACUUCCCGAGUUGCCAGAUACUCUCUUCGGAUGGAUACCGGCGCUCUGGCGCAUCUCCGAGGACGAUGUAUUGGCGACAGCUGGUCUUGACGCCUAUGUGUUCCUUGCGUUCUUCAAGAUGGCUAUACGCUUCCUUUUCGUAGCAUCGGUUCUUGCGGCAGUUGUCCUUGUUCCUAUCCACACUUACUUCAAAGACGACGAUGAUUCCAAGGAUAACACGGCGAAUAUACUGGGCACUGGGAAUGAGCAGAUGCCUUUUGUGGAUGGUAAGAAAAAGAAGCCACUGCAACACGUGAAGCCUGCAUAUCUAUGGGCGAAUCUUAUCUUCGUCUAUGUCUUCACCGGCCUGGCAUACUAUUUCCUGUGGAAGCAGACGGAGGAGGUUGUACAAGUCCGGCAAACGUAUCUCGGCAAUCAGGCAACAGUCACCGACAAGACUGUUAAGCUCUCCGGAAUCCCUGAAGAAUUGCGCUCCGAAGGUGUUCUGAAGGAGCAUAUCGAGAAACUGGCGAUAGGGGCAGUGGAGAAGAUUACCAUCUGCCGGCAAUGGGGAGAUUUGGAUCAGUUGCUUAACGAACGAAGUUCGACGCUGCGGAAACUGGAGGAAGUCUAUACUGUCUAUCAUGCUAGAAAGGGGCGUAGAGGCAUGAUAGGCGACAGUUCAGAACGGCAAUUUGACGAGUCCGGCGGUGAAGAGGAAGGGCACUCCUUGCUCGAAAGACGUCCUAGCUAUCGUCCGCAACUCACUCUGAGAUACGGCAAGUUGAAGCUCAGGACCAAGAAGGUCGAUGCACUCGAUUACUACACCGACAAACUCCAGGAUUUGGAUGAUCAGAUCACCGAGGCAAGGCAGAAGGAAUACCGGGCGACUCCUCUGGCUUUUGUCACUAUGAAGUCGGUAUCUUCUGCACAAGUCGCGACACAAGUGCUUAUGGAUCCUACCCCUGGUGCUAUGGUCGCCCGACCAGCACCUUCGCCGUCCGAUGUAAUCUGGCCCAACACGUACCUGUCUCGGUCCUCCCGCUGGUCCAGAAGCUGGGCUAUCAGUACCUUCAUCACUCUCUCAUCAAUCUUCUGGCUUGUACCUGUCGCUGCUUUGGCCGGUCUGUGGAAUACGAAUGAAAUUCACAAGAUCUGGCCUCAGCUGGCAGAUACGCUCAAAGAGUACCCUGUAUUGGCCUCAUUUGUUCAAACAUUCCUUCCGACAGCAGUUUUGACCCUGCUUAACGUGGCUGUUCCGUAUUUCUAUGACUGGCUCUCGCAGUUCCAGGGGUUGAUCUCACAAGAAGAGGUUGAACUCUCUGUCAUCAGCAAGAACUUCUUCUUCGCAUUUUUCAACCUGUUCCUUGCGUUCACUGUAUUUGGAACUGCUUUCAAUUUCCAUUCUUUCUGGGAAACUCUUAACCGCUCAUUCAAGGACACUGCCAGCAUUGCGCUGGCUCUGGCGGAGGCCGUUGAGGAUCUAGGACCUUUCUACAUCAACCUGAUCAUUCUUCAGGGACUGGGGAUGUUUCCGUUCAGACUUCUGCAGGUCGGUUCUGUCACGUUGUACCCAAUCACCAAGUUUGGCGCAAAAACACCGCGAGACUACGACGAACUCAAGCAACCAGCCAUAUUCCAAUAUGGCUUCUUCCUUCCGCAGCCAAUCCUGAUUUACAUAAUAUGUAUUGUUUAUAGCGUACUCGAGCACGGAGUCUUGAUUCUGACCUUCGGCUUGAUCUACUUCGUCCUGGGCUACUUCACCUACAAGUAUCAACUCCUGUACGCGAUGGACCACCCUGGCCAUUCAACCGGAAAGGCCUGGCCAAUCAUCGUAUACCGUGUGUUCCUUGGACUCCUGGUCUUCCAGCUCACCAUGACGGGCUGGCUGGCUCUCAGACAAGCCUUUACUUCGGCAGGACUGAUCCUCCCGCUCCUCGCCUUCACGAUUUGGAGCUACUGGCACUAUACUAAGAAUUACUUGCCGUCGAAUUACUAUAUCGCGUUGAGGUGCAUCCAGGAAGAGCACGGCGAUUCCGUGAGUGAUGUCGGGAUGCGACAUACCGUCGACGAGGAGCGGGAGGAGGGACAGGUAUUCGUCAAUCCUAGCUUAGUGUCCCCAUUGGAGCGUCCAUGGGCCAUCGGGGACACGAAUGGUCACAGUUGA
Molecule: messenger RNA, 2373 nt
Organism: Tricharina praecox
Lineage: Eukaryota; Fungi; Ascomycota; Pezizomycetes; Pezizales; Pyronemataceae
Exons: 7
Coding region: 1-2373 (790 amino acids)
Cellular component (GO): plasma membrane
Molecular function (GO): calcium-activated cation channel activity
Source: RefSeq, a predicted model, not a curated record